Molecule: messenger RNA, 4820 nt
Organism: Temnothorax curvispinosus
Lineage: Eukaryota; Metazoa; Arthropoda; Insecta; Hymenoptera; Formicidae
Product: tachykinin-like peptides receptor 99D
Exons: 6
Coding region: 3027-4394 (455 amino acids)
Biological process (GO): G protein-coupled receptor signaling pathway
Cellular component (GO): plasma membrane
Molecular function (GO): tachykinin receptor activity
Source: RefSeq, a predicted model, not a curated record
GCGACCCGUUGCGACCGUCCAACCCUUAUAAUUCCGUCGCGCACAGAGCACUCCUGCACGUACGCAUACGUCAUAAACGCGUGAACGCGAGAGAUACUAUCGAGGAUCGGCGUUCCCCAACCCAUCCCCCUGGUCCUGGGGUUUAAUUCCCGGUCGAGGCGUAGAUAAGACCGCAGUGGAGGAAUUCGUCAGCAUAAGGACACGUCCCUCCGAAUGAAUGUGGAAUUUUGCGAGGGGGAUAAGAAUACCACCAAGGUCCUCCGUCAUGCUUGAGAUAGACGCCAUGACGUAAAUUCUUACCCUCCACGAGAAUGUCCGGCCUAUGAGGGGCAUUUUUCCGACGUCGGCCAGGGCAGAAGAAGGAUCUAACUUUCCCGUCGUCUCAUCGGCAACAAUUCUUGUAGAAACUUUCCUUUCGGAUGUUCCUCAAAGAGUGGAUUUUCCUCCGAGUUUCACGGAUUAUACAUCCCGAGGACCAGUUACGCGUUAUUCUCGAGGAACUUUCACAUCGAUUUCGCGAGCGCGGAACGAACUUUCUUCCGACGUGUUCCGGGGAACUUUCUUCUGGAAGAGCGGCGCGAUCCGCCACUUAUCUCUCGCCACUUUCCUUUAUCUCUCGUUUAAAAUAGCUCACAGCUAUGAACGGACGACUUCGUUCCAUCUACACUGCAAUCGCGCUGUGCUACAAAACGUUCGAGCCAAUUGAAAAUUAAGGAGAUCUCCGGGAGCGUUCGCGCGGAAUACGAGGUGAAAUUCUCAAUCCGUUUUAAUAACGUCGGGAGAGGAUUGCGAGGCGGUGUCGUAGUAGUGAAGAAAAAUGUGCGAAUCCGACGUAUUUUAAAAUUCUAAGCGCGUCGGACGACUGACGUCAUGCGACGUCGAACGGUGAACCAAGUGCAAGCGAUAUUGCGAGAGUUCCCUGAACGUUUAAACGAAGAUUCAGGUUCUGGGGCACGUUUUGACGUCAACAUUUAAUUGAGUGCGCGAAGCUAGCGAAAGGUGUGCUUUUACACCGCGCGUGAUCCGGCGAGGGAAAAGUCAACGGUAUAACCACGGAUUUUCUGCUGCUGGGAAGAUUUUAUUAGCGGACAUGAUACGAAAACUUCCCCGCCCACGUAAUCGGCCGUAAAGCAAUCGUAAAAUGUCGGCGUAGAACGUAACUUUUCCAUUUGUGUGAGACGUGGAAGAAAGCUUAACUGACCUGAUUACGACGCGCGGUACACAAUGUCGCGGAAAAGGGCGUUGAGUAAUGAGCGAGCGAGACAGGAAUGACAGUUUGACGGAAAUCAUCGCGAAAUCUCGGCUCCCUUAGAAGUUCCUGUCACAUGACACUCCGGGCGGAACUUUUCUUUUUCGGGGACAAAACGCGAGGCAACGAACACGCUCGCAAAUUUCAGGGGUGGCAUUCAUCUACUCGAUGCUCGGGCGAGGAGCUAACGCGCAAAAACCGCCUCGUCGUAAAGCGACGAGCGUAUUUCACGACGAAAUAUCAACGAUGCUUUAAUAAUCGUUAAACGACGCGCGAUUGGAGUAACGGCGAAAAAAUUAAACGUAAAAUUCCUCUUGUAGACCAGAGAACCGUCAGUCUUUCCUUCUAACCGAGAAAUUAAUAUGAUCAUUACCGAUUCCUGAUCUCGUUUGCAAAAAAGAGGCAAGCCGAUACAAAAUUCGCCGCGGCGACGACUACGUCUACGGAAGAGGACAAGUUAUAUCAAAGCUUCGAAUAUUGAAAAAAAGCGCACUCAUCUACGGCGAAUAAGCCGCGGGAACAAUGGAAUCUCAUUCGGCGGCAACCGAUCGGCGGUUUGGGACGCGAUCGGAUUCUGCGGGGAGCGCCCGUGCAUGAAACGCAAGCGGAGGAGAGCUCGGACGUCGAAUCAAAGGCUGUACCACAACCCCGCGAUUUAAUAGGCGAAGGCAUUUGGUAAUCGCGCCAAUACUAUCGGGCCUGCCACCGGCGCCGCGGCGGAAUUAAUAAAAUGCCCCCGUCGCAUGAAAGUACGGUCAUUACGACGUGAUCGAUAAGGGGCUGAAAUUAACCAUUUCCAUAAUCAAGCGGUUGUGAAUUCUCUCAGCGCGCGAUAGCGAGGAGUGCGCGCUCGUCCCCAAAAUCGAUUCGUCCCACGCAACACGCUGCGAUUUUUUCCAAUUAAGAUCCGACCGAACGGAAAAAGAGUGCGAUUCGUCGACGCGUGAUUCGACGCGAUGCGACACGCCGGGAUUAAAGCCCGUAUUUUUGGCGCUAGUAGCCGACGCGCUUUCAUGAAAAAUUGACCCCCGAGAGAAUCGGUAACCCCGAGCGAGCGUAGAGCGGAAUUUGCGCACAGUGACAGCAGCGCGCGAGGUAUGACCGAUGGAUGUUCCUCGGCUCUUUGACCACGAUUCAGAGAUUCAUCCUGCGACGACGGAAAGUCGAUGCGGCGAACUAGAAUAUUGUGACGAUGCCUCGAUUAUAACGUGCCCUUCUAUAACGUGCGCGAAAACAAGUGCAACGCAAGUCUCGGCGCUACGUCGACAUGGUCGUGAAAGCUCGCCCAACUUGGUCGACUGGUAUGCGCGGUUGACAGGAAUAUGUGAGUUAUUUACCUUGAAAGACGAUAACCCUGCUUCUACCCGCAUCGAAUUUCUAUCCUUCAAGUAAAGCGACAAGUAAAUUUUGCAGAUACCGAAGUACUUCAAAAGUAUUCGGCUUUUGAAAGAGAUGAAUUAGUGCGGACGCAUUCGACGAAUGAUCGAUGCACCGAGUCCCUUCGCGGCGAUAUCGAUCGAUGUCAUAAUUGUGUUAGAGAUUAUCAAAAACAGUUAUCAAAAUCUCGGGGCAUCUCGGAGAGGGAGGAAGAGAAGCGAAUAACGGAACCGUAAACGUGGGAACGAAAAUUGCGAGGUCUCGGCACUCUUUAAGGCGCGAGAUAAGAAAGAUACCGCGAGACACAAGAUUGCAAACGGAGGCGUAAAAACAGCGACGGCCUUGUCGCUCGUCUGUAUAGCUCAACGUAAAGUCGACGGAAGAGACCGCGAUAUUCGUGAUGCAGAGCUUCGACGAUUUGACGACGUACAACUCCACGUCUCACCUCUGGAACGUGACAACGACGCUGUGGUACGACAAUGAAACCUAUUACAACGGCACCAACUACACGGAUCUGGCGCCUCUGGCGCCGCGGAAUCAAUUCGUGCUCCCGUGGUGGCGGCAGAUGAUCUGGACGCUACUGUUCGCCGGCAUGAUCACGGUGGCGACCGGCGGUAAUCUGAUAGUGAUAUGGAUCGUGUUGGCGCACCGGCGGAUGCGCACCGUCACCAACUACUUCCUGGUGAACCUCAGCAUCGCGGACGCCAUGGUGUCGACCUUGAACGUCACCUUCAAUUACACCUAUAUGCUCAACAGCCACUGGCCGUUCGGGACGCUCUACUGCAAGAUCUCCCAGUUCAUCGCGGUUCUGACGAUAUGCGCCAGCGUCUUCACUUUGAUGGCGAUAUCCAUCGACCGGUACAUGGCCAUCGUGAAUCCUUUGAAACCACGUAUGGGGAAAAAGGCAACGCUGGGUGUUGCAACAGUAAUUUGGAUCAUCGCGGCAAUUCUGUCUUUACCGAUGCUGCUUUUCUAUACCACUUACACUCAGAACUACAUGAACGGCGAGAUCCGCGUUGUCUGCUACGGCGAUUGGCCGAACACAAACGCCCAGGGACUCAGCUACGAUGAAUAUUUGUACAACGUUAUCUUCAUGAUAUUGACAUACUUUUUACCAAUCGGAUCCAUGACGUUUACCUACGCCAGGGUCGGCCUGGAAUUGUGGGGCUCGCAAAGCAUCGGGGAAGCCACAGCCAGACAGCUCGAGAACAUUCGGAGCAAACGGAGGGUAGUAAAAAUGAUGAUAGUCGUUGUAGUAAUAUUCGCAGUGUGCUGGCUUCCGUUUCAUAUGUACUUCAUAGUGGCGUCAUAUCUGCCAGAGAUUACAAAUGAACCGUACAUCCAGGAGGUCUUUCUGGGAAUAUAUUGGCUGGCAAUGUCCAACAGCAUGUACAACCCCAUAAUUUAUUGUUGGAUGAAUACUAGAUUCCGGCGUGGCUUCGCCCAGUUCUUCUUCUGGUGUCCGUGGGUGCGGGUGACGACGGAGCCGUCUCUAUCGCGUUCGGAGGCCGUGACGUCCAGAUACAGCUGCACCGGUAGCCCGGACAUGCACACCAGAAUAUCGCGGAAUGGUACGUGCACCUUCUCGGAGCACUCUUGCACCACCGGCUCCACAACGCCUAGGAGCGAGUCAGACUCUCAUCUCGAGGACGCAGCCGAGGGGGACGCGCGAACAUCAUCCAUAGAUUUGCGCCACUUGGUCCCCGACGUCCUCGCCGAUGUCGAUCGCGGCAAUGUUGUCGCGGCCAGGAAUUGCACCUCGCACUGAUCAUCGCGAAAUUCCGAGCAAAGCUUUACACUUUACCCCUUUUCUCCCCCCGAGUACCCGAGUAUGUACUCGAUUUGGCGGAUCGAAGAUACCGGCUCGUGAUCCUUCGCGCGUGAACGUUCGCGACGCGCGCGUUAAACUAUUUAUACAACACACGGAACCGUAACACAGACGUAAAAUCGUCGUUCGAUAGAAAAAUUGUUUGCGCAUACAUACGAAGGAUUCGAUGCGAGGUGAGAAUCGAAUAUAUUUAGCGUUAAAUGUGUAGUCCGAGCCGUUCGCUUCACACCCCCGUGAUUUCGUAUCGAUCACAAUACAGCAGCCCAAGCGGAAAGUAAUAAACGCGAAACAAACGCGGAAAAUAAACUAUGAUUGCAUGUUUGUUGUUCGUUAACUCGGGGGAAAUAUCCUCUUUGCAACAUCAAG